This is a messenger RNA of Hippocampus zosterae (dwarf seahorse), 4775 nucleotides long. Its product is annotated as dynamin-3-like. Bases 586 to 3093 code for a protein of 835 amino acids. Lineage: Eukaryota; Metazoa; Chordata; Actinopteri; Syngnathiformes; Syngnathidae. The record is from RefSeq and is a predicted model, not a curated record. The transcript is spliced from 21 exons. Gene Ontology annotation, cellular component: membrane; cytoplasm; microtubule. Gene Ontology annotation, molecular function: GTPase activity; microtubule binding; GTP binding.
UCCCAUUGGCUCAGCGGCGCGUCGAUAUACUGCAUCGAGGCCAUCCAUUGCGAUUUCAGGCAGAGAGAGGGAGAGAGAAGGGUAAAAUGAGUAAUGUGUCAACGCUGAAUUUGUGCUCGGAAUGAGAGACAUCCGGCCCCGAGCGUGACGUAGCACAGCCCGGAGAGCAGCGUUUAAUGCGCAGGAAGUCUACAUCGAACCGCCGUAGUGCCGCCAUAGCAGGUGGCGCCGUUCGUGUAAUGGUGCAGGCUCGCAGCUUCUUCGCCGCCUGAUCCGAGCGUCCUUUCAGCACUGGACAGCGAUCGGGAGGGACCACCGCACCACAGCAACGGCGAGGAGGUCCUGAGGCGAGUCCUCCCUUCUUCCAUAGUCAGUCCGACCCUCUCUUGGCUCGGGGCAAUACGUGUCUCGAUGACUUCACUACAUCACCAAGCUCCGCGGUAUCCUGGACUAAUAUAGCAACGCCACAUCCCCUCCUCCAUCUCUCUUUCUUUCUAUCCCCCCCCCACCCCCGUCUGUCCUCUCUCUCUCUCUCUCGCUCUCUCUUUCUCUCUCCAAUCGCUGAUCCCUCCGUCCAAAGGCACCAUGGGAAACCGUGGCAUGGAGGAACUGAUCCCGCUGGUCAACAAGCUGCAGGAUGCAUUCAGCUCCAUCGGCCAGGCGUGCAACCUGGACCUGCCGCAAAUCGCGGUGGUGGGCGGCCAGAGUGCAGGAAAAAGCUCCGUGCUGGAGAACUUUGUGGGCAGGGACUUUCUGCCCCGCGGAUCUGGCAUUGUCACUCGCAGGCCGCUGGUUCUGCAGCUUAUCAGCGCUACUGCAGAAUGGGCCGAAUUCCUCCACUGCAAAGGGAAGAAGUUCACGGAUUUCGAUGAGGUCCGCCAGGAGAUCGAAGCCGAGACGGACCGUGUCACCGGUGCCAACAAAGGCAUAUCUCCCGUGCCCAUCAACUUACGCGUGUAUUCCCCAAAUGUGUUGAACUUGACCCUCAUCGACUUGCCGGGGAUCACCAAGGUACCGGUCGGAGACCAGCCCGCUGACAUCGAGCAGCAAAUCCGGGAGAUGAUCAUGCAGUUCAUCACCAGGGAGAGCUGCCUGAUCUUGGCCGUCACUCCGGCCAACACCGACCUGGCCAACUCGGACGCCCUUAAACUGGCCAAGGACGUUGAUCCUCAAGGUCUGCGGACCAUCGGAGUGAUCACCAAACUGGAUUUGAUGGACGAGGGCACAGAUGCCCGUGAUGUGCUGGAGAACAAGCUGCUGCCACUGAGAAGAGGCUACAUUGGAGUGGUGAACCGCAGUCAGAAGGACAUCGAUGGGAAGAAAGAUAUCAAAGCAGCUCUGGAGGCGGAGCGAAAGUUCUUUUUCUCUCAUCCGGCCUACAGGCACAUAGGGGAUAAAAUGGGCACCCCGCGCUUGCAGAAAGUGCUCAACCAGCAACUGACCAACCACAUCCGAGACACUCUGCCAGCUUUUCGCAGUAAGCUGCAGUCCCAGCUGUUGGCUCUGGACAAAGAGGCCGAGGAAUACCGGGGAUACCGACCGGAUGACCCGUCCCGCAAAACCAAACAGCUGUUGCAGAUGGUGCAGCAGUUCUCUGUGGACUUUGAGAAGCGGAUCGAGGGUUCAGGAGACCAGGUGGACACAGUGGAACUCUCAGGCGGAGCCAAAAUCAACCGCAUCUUCCAUGAGCGUUUCCCAUUUGAACUGGUCAAGAUGGAAUGUGAUGAGAAGGAGAUGCGUCGUGAGAUCAGUUACGCCAUCAAGAACAUCCACGGAAUCAGGACGGGGCUGUUCACUCCAGACAUGGCGUUUGAAGCCAUUGUGAAGAAACAGAUCAUCAAGUUAAAGGAGCCUUGUGUCAAGUGCGUGGACAUGGUCAUCCAGGAACUCAUCAACACUGUUCGCCAGUGUUCCAACAAGUUGGAAUGUUUUCCGAGACUACGGGAAGAAACGGAGAGAAUUGUGACUUCUCACAUCCGUGACAGAGAGAGUCGGGCGAAGGAACAGGUUCUGCUGGUGAUUGACAUUCAGCUCUCCUACAUCAACACCAACCACGAGGACUUCAUCGGCUUCGCAAACGCACAGCAGAGAAGCAGUCAAACUAACAAGAGUCAGAGUUCCGCGACAAAUCAGGUCAUCCGCAAAGGCUGGCUGACCAUCAACAACAUCAGCAUCAUGAAGGGAGGAGCCAAGGAGUACUGGUUUGUGCUUACCGCCGAGAGCCUCUCCUGGUUCAAGGAUGAUGAGGAGAAGGAGAAAAAGUACAUGCUCCCCCUGGACAACCUGAAAGUCCGCGACGUCGAGAAGAGUUUCAUGUCCAGCAAGCACAUCUUCUGCAUUUUUAAUACGGAGUCAAGGAAUGUGUACAAGGACAAUCGGACUCUGGAACUGGCUUGCGACUCGCAGGAUGACGUGGACAGCUGGAAGUCUUCUCUGUUACGUGCCGGCGUCUACCCUGAGAAGACCACCACGGUCGAGAGUGAGUCGUCCACCACCACCUCGGAUAACUUCUCCAUGGACCCUCAGCUGGAGCGGAAAGUGGAAACUAUCCGUAACCUGGUGGACUCCUACAUGGCCAUUGUGAACAAGUGCAUUCGAGAUCUCAUGCCCAAGGCCAUCAUGCACCUCAUGAUCAAUAAUGUCAAGGAGUUCAUCAAUGCCGAGCUGCUGGCCCAGCUGUACUCUGCAGGUGACCAGAAUGCCCUGAUGGAUGAGUCCCAGGAGCAGGCCCAGAGGAGGGAUGAGGUGCUGAGGACCCACCAGGCCCUCAAAGAGGCCUUGGCGAUCAUUGGGGAUAUCUCAACCACCACCAUCACCGUUCCUCUGCCACCCCCGGUUGACAACUCCUGGGUCGGGGGAACAAGCGGUGGUCGCAGGUCUCCUCCUCCAAGUCCCACCGCCCCAAGGAGGAUGUCUGCGGGCCAGCGCCCGGCACCUCGAGGAGCCCCACCACCACCAAACCGUCCCGGUCCCUUGGGGCCCUUCAAUAACAGUGCUGAGAGCCCCCAGGCUCCCAGCCGCCCAAAUCGAGCCCCCCCAAGCAUUCCCAGUCGACGACCACCACCAUCGCCGACAAGACAAGUACCGCCAUAAUCAUCCACAGGGGGUCGCCCUUCUUCUUCCUCGCUUCUCUCUUAGCCAUGGCUCUGCUGCCCCGCCCACUCAUUAGUGAAAAUCGUGACUCCCCGCCGAUAUCCCGCCGGUCGACCAUCUCCAUGUAUCUAUGUACAGUAUUGUACUUGUCUUGUGGUGUGUGUUUUCGUGCGCUUGUUGCUCGCCUGUGGUCCAGGUAUGCUCCAGCAGAACCACAUCCUAGUAUCAUCCAGCGAAACCUCUUCCCGACCCUUCGCCAAGUCAGCCGCCGCCGGAUGUUGCUGCUUCGACAUGACGACAAGCCGACGUGCUGCCGUCUUCAUUCCAAAAUGCAGCAUGGCACAUAAGCUGCUUUUAUUGCAUGGGAGUGUAUGUGUGUGAAUGUCCUUUGCGCGUACGGGGGAGGGGCUAAUUUGCCGAGAUAUACACUCGAAUUCAUUUAGUAUUUAUUUAAUGUACGCUCCUCCCAUAAGUGUUAAUUAUAAGCCUACUGUUCUCGAUAGGAACACGAGUUGUAAUCUUAGUAUGUGCGCGUAAACACGCGUUUUGUUUGUGUGCAAGUAAUACUGUGUGUUGCUGCGAGGACACAUUAUGCAUACGCAGUCCUUCUGCACGUUUGUUGCCGUUUCAGUUCAUUUUGUUUUCACGUUCAAAGAUGUUUAUGAUGACUCAUCAACCCUCGGGCUGCACUUACUAUUGGACUUUUGUGAGAUGUUUGUGUGCUGUAGUAGCAUUCGUACACACAUUGCGAGGCGGAGGAGCACCGUGAGUAAUUCUCUAUAUGACACAGAAUCAAUACGACAUUUAACCUCGUCAUAGGUGUCCACCUGUGCUGUAUCAAAGGUCAAAGUUGUGACCCUUGACACCUUAAGCUCAAAUUCAGAUGCUGACUGCUUUCGUGGCUGCAACCCUCCGAGAUGUUUAGCUGCGGAUUAACAAACGGCAUGAUUUGACAUCUUCCCUUUUAGUCUUGAUCUCAGGUUUGAAACAUGCAACGAACUUAAUGCACACGAAAGACGAGCACUCGUAUUUGUUCAACUCCCCAGAAUCCUUUCUUUUUUCCCCAGACACUCGUGUCAGUCAGUCAGCAUCUGUGUUCGAUCUUAAGCAGCUCUUGUCAGUGUUCAAGUGCUUCUCUGUCAGUUUGUUCAUGUGUAUAUGGUCCUAAACUGUGUUCUGGUUCUGCUGUAUAUAAGUAUUGAUAAGGAAAAUACUGUACCUGUGGACUCUUAAGACCUCACAAUGGAUCCUAGCGCUUUAAUGGUUCUCUCUGUUCAUUCAACAUCGAAUUUAGACUGCCUUUGCGGCAUGAAUUACAAUUCUAUAUUGCCAAAGCUAAAUAUAUAAAGAGAAUCGCAGAGUAUUAAAAGAAAACUAAAGAACAAUGACUGAUUCCAUUUGUGGUAAGAUGUUUGUCAGAGAGCUUAAUGGAAAAUUGCAUCUAUUGUUAUUUUCUGUGUCUCUGUAUUGUUCCUCAAUUAAAAAAAAAAGUCGUACUUCGCAAUAGUGUUCAUUGGUUUCACCAAUAGGCCAGCAGAUGUGCUGGUGAAACACAACAAAAGUAUAAUUGUUAUUCUUAAACAUUGGUCUGACGGUUACCGAUGUGUAAUUUCAUCAUCUGGAAACAUUUGAAGAUACAGUGUCAGAUUAGAAAUAAAAAUACACACACAUGCACAUGCUGA